Messenger RNA from Trichomycterus rosablanca, 1774 nucleotides. RefSeq names its product zinc finger protein 410 (gene znf410). Gene Ontology annotation, biological process: regulation of transcription by RNA polymerase II. Gene Ontology annotation, cellular component: PcG protein complex; transcription regulator complex; chromatin. Gene Ontology annotation, molecular function: DNA-binding transcription factor activity, RNA polymerase II-specific; RNA polymerase II cis-regulatory region sequence-specific DNA binding. The transcript is spliced from 13 exons. The record is from RefSeq and is a predicted model, not a curated record. The coding region runs from base 329 to 1627 and encodes 432 amino acids. Lineage: Eukaryota; Metazoa; Chordata; Actinopteri; Siluriformes; Trichomycteridae.
CACUCCACAGAUAUUGACUGGGACCAUAACUGCUGUACCCUGACCCUGAGCGGCACCCACUCAACGACCAGUCAAAUUCAAAAUCACAGCCAAAUGCUAACCUUCCCCCUGAAUAAAACACAGUUGCCCCAACAACAAUCCAUACUCUGAUUUAGAAUUCUAGACAACUAACUAAAAACCUUUGAUGGCUGUGAAGUGAUGGCAAGAAUCUUCUAUUUCUGACCCAGUCAUCACUUGCGUCCAUGACCACGGAUGGACAGGGUAAGAGGGAGCUGAAAAAUCAUGCACUGCAACAAAUACAGAAACAAGAUUAAGAAAGACUGAAUCCAUGCUUUCUGAUGAGCUUGACUCCAAACCUGAGCUGCUGGUUGAGUUUGUGCAGAACGCCUCCAUACCACUGGGUCAGGGCCUGGAGGAAUCAGAACCCAAAACACCGGCUCUACCACUCCUUGCCUCAUCAGAGAACUCCAUAUGUGGCCAGCUAGACCUGCCAGAAAAUGCUCUUAGCCAUGCAACAUCCCCAUCACUGUCAGAGUAUGGGCCAGAGCGAAGCCCUCUGGUAGUUCAGCUUCAAUCCCCCUCCCCAACACCAACUUCACCUGCAAUUCUGCAAGAUCUCCAGCAGCCAGAUAGCACCUCAUAUGUCCUGCUCAAUCUUGCCAAAGGGCUGGCAGCCUCAGCUGAGCCUCUGGUGUUUGUGCAGGAUGAAAUGGAUGAAGCGGAGAAGGAGAUUUCAGGAGGGGAGUGUGGAGACGGAAGUGCCCCAUGGUACCUGCGGGUACAGGAGCUAGCCCAUGACAGCUUGAUUGCUGCCACUCGAGCUGAGCUUGCAAAGGAAGCCAGGGCUUGUAGCAACAAUGACCAUUUACUUAGCUGCCAGUCAGAGACACCAAUAAAAGAGUCACCACCACAUAACAGUCGUGUACCUGCAGAGAAGAUUCUGGUGUGUCCUUAUGAAAAUUGCCAGAGGACAUUUACCUGGCCUGCUCAUCUUAAGUACCAUCUGAAAACACACAGAAAUGACCGCACAUUCCGCUGUGGUGCUGAGGGCUGUGGGAAAAGCUUUUAUGUGCUGCAGAGACUGCAAGUGCACAUGAGGACGCACAACGGCGAGAAGCCAUUUAUCUGUAAUGAGAAGAACUGUGGCAAGAAGUUUACCACUGCUGGUAAUCUAAAGAACCACAAACGUACACAUACUGGUGAGAAGCCUUUCAUCUGUGAAGUUGACAACUGUGGCCGUUCAUUUGCUGAAUACUCCAGUCUACGCAAACACAUGUUGGUUCACUCUGGAGAGAAGCCCCAUCAGUGCUCCAUUUGUGGGAAGACAUUCUCUCAGAGCGGCAGCAGAAACGUACACAUGAGAAAACGACAUGGAGAGAACACGCUCAACUCUGAAAGCAGAGAAACAGGCGAGGCGCUGACUCACAGCAGCUUGCUAGAGGCUGAUGGUGCUGCCACGGACACCAUGGUAACCAUGACAACAGUUGAGCCGGUUAAUCUUCACCAUGCAAUGCUGAGAGCACAAGGUCCUGCAGAGCCAGUGGUGGUUCUUUCUUCCCCUCAUGACCUGGUCAGCAUGGCAGCUGGAGCUCAUAGUUACGGGGAGGAUGUGGUGGCAUUAUUAUAAUAGUGUUUGUAAAUAAAAUUAUUAUCACAAAUUGUACUAAAUGUACAUAUUUUAUUUCAUGAUCAAGAAAAAAGCAAAACAAUUGUUUGUUCAAUAUUAUUUUAUUGGUCUUUUAAAAGCACAAGAUAAAAUGGACUAAUGACAUUA